AUGCUCCCAACAAGAAACAGCUUACCCAAUAGACUUUGUAUGUGCCUUUUUCUGUAUGUCCUUGCAAUAUUUCCAUUGAGGAUAGUGGAAUCAAAGGAAAUUACACAUUCCGGAGAAAACAGAAGAGACAACGAAAGAGAGCUGGUAGGUUUUUUAAAUUUUAUUGUGAUGAAAAAGAUUAUGGAAGAGUACGGCACCUACAAGGAUAUAGAGAGGUACUGGUAGUACUUUAUAGAUCCCUGGUAAGAUCUCACCUAGAGUAUUGUGUUCAGUGCUAUACAGCAGAUCUCCAGGAGGAUAUAGAGAGGUAGUGAUUGUACUUUAUAGAUCCCUGGUAAGAUCUCACCUAGAGUAUUGUGUUCAGUUCUAUAGAGCAGAUCUCCAGGAGGAUAUAGAGAGGUAGUGAUAGUACUUUAUAGAUCCCUGGUAAGAUCUCACCUAGAGUAUAGGGUUGUGAUAGCACGUAAAGGGACACUGUAGUCACCAAAACAACUUUAGCUUAAUUAAGCAGCUUUUGUGUAUAUAUCUGGCCUCUGCAGUCUCACUGUUUAAUUCUCUACCAUUUAGGUGUUAAAAUACUUUUGUUUCUGUUAAUGCAGCCCUAAAUGGUUUUACUUUCAAUCAGAUAUAACUUACAUUAAAAGCUUUUAUUUCCUGCUCUGUAAUUUUAACUUUAAUUACAUACAGGAGGCUGCUGCAAGGUCUUGCAAGCUAUUAACUUAGCAGGAGAUAAGAAAUUCUAAAUUAAGCAGAAUUUGCAAUAAAGGAAGUGUAAACAUUAGAUGAGUCUUUAUAGAAAGUUUUUAGGAAGGCUGUGCCAGUCACAUGCAGGGAUGUGUGACUAAAGGCUGCAUAAACAAAGGGAUGGAGUAUAUUCGAGGCAAGGUCUAGUUACCAGCGGGGUACCGCAUGGAUCUGGUACUUGGACCCAUUCUCUUCAAUAUUUUUAUAAGUGAUAUUGCAGAAGGUCUUGAUGGUAAAGUUUGUCUUUUUGCAGAUGACACAAAUAUUUGCAAUAGGGUUGAUGUUACAGGAGGGAUAAGCCAAAUGGCAAAUGAUUUAGGUAAACUAGAAAAAUGGUCAGGGCUGUAGCAACUGACAUUAACGUGGAUAAGUUUAAGACAAUGCAUCCUGGGCAUAAAAACUAAUGGGCAAAGUAUAGACUAUUUGAUAAAAUCCUAACCUCAACAUCUGAGGAAAAGGAUGGAGGGGUAAUUAUUUCAAAUGACUUAAAGGUAGGCAGAAAAUGUAAUAGAGCAGCAGGAAAUGCUAGCAGAAUGCUUGGUUGUAUAGGGAGAGGUAUUAGCAGUAGAAAGAGGGAAGUGCUCAUACCAUUGUACAGAACACUGGUAAGACCUCACUUGGAGUAUAAUAUGCAGUAAUAGAGACCGUAUCUCCAGAAGGAUAUUGAUACUAUGGAAAGAGUUCAGAGAAGGUCUACUAAACUGGUUCAUGGAUUGCAGGAUAAAACUUACCAGAAAAGGUUCAAGGAUUUUAACAUGUAUAGCUUGGAGGAAAGGCGAGACGGGUGAUGUGAUAGAAACAUUUGAACACAAGAAGGGAAUCGAUACAGUAAAGGAGAAGAGUAUAUUUAAAAGAAGAAAAACUAUGACAAUGACAUAUUAAAUUAGAGGGGCAAAGGUUUAAAAAUAAUAUCAGGAAGUAUUACUUUACUGAGAGGGUAGCGGAUACAUGUAAUUAGGGAGUGACUGAAAAUGAUUUUUUAGAGCAGAUACCGAUAAUCUGAACUUUCAGCCAGAUAGCUUACCCAUAUUCUGUACAUUUACAGUUUUGAGAAAAAAUUUUUUUGCAAAUUCUUUUUUAUUUAUUAAGUGGUAAAUGCACAAAAUAUACAUGCAAGUCAGAUUUCUUUUAUGUUUUCAAGAAUAUUUAUAUGUGUGUGUAGUGAAUGCAGUGAGAGUAUUUGAUUAGUAAAUGCUGUGUGUGUUUGUAAAUAUGUGCAGUAGGAACUACCCCCCCACAUUCCCCUUAAUGUUCCUCUCCUUUAUCUUUUAGUGGCCCCUGUGUUCCUUUUCCCUUCCCUGUACCUUAGUGCCCUCCCCCUCCCUUCCCUGUACCUUAGUGCCCUCCCCCUCCCUCCCCUGUUCCAUAGUGUUCUUUCCUACCCCCUCCCUCCCCUGUCCCACAGUGUUCUUUCCUAUCCCCUCCCUCCCCUGUCCCAUAGUGUUCUUUCCUAUCCCUCCCUCCCCUGUCCCACAGUGUUCUUUCCUAUCCCUCCCUCCCACUGUCCCAUAGUGUUCUUUUCCUAUCCCCCUCCCCAUAUUGUUCUUUCCUACCCCCUCCAUCCCCAUUUGCAGUGUUCUUUCCUACCCCCUCCCACUCCCUGUCCACAGUGUUCUUAUCUAUCCCCUCCUCUCCUGUCCACCGUGUUCUUUCCUAUCCCCUCCCUCUCACUGUCCCACAGUGUUCUUUCCUACCCCCUCCCUCCCCUGCCCACAGUGUUCUUUCCUAUCCCUACAGUCCCACAGUGUUCUUUCUAUGGACGUUGGGUUGGCGUUGGGUUUUGUAGGCCCUCCUAUACUGUUCUUUCCCCUCCUCUCCUCCCCUCCCCAUGCUGUUCUUUCCCUCCUCUCCCUCCCCUCCCCCAUACUGUUCUUUCCCCUCCCCAUACUGUUCUUUCCCCUCCCCUCCCCAUACUGUUCUUUCCUCUCCCUCCCUCCCCAUGCUGGUCUUUCCUCUCCCCUCCCCCUCCCCCCAUACUGUUCUUUCCUCUCCCCUCCCCCAUACUGUUCUUUCCUCUCCCCUCCCCUCCCCCAUACUGUUCUUUCCUCUCCUCCCCUCCCCCAUGCAUUCUUUCCUCUCCCCUCCCCUUACUGUUCUUUCCUCUCCCUCCCUCCCCCAUACUGUUCUUUCCUCUCCCUCCUCCCUCCCCCAUACUGUUCUUUCCUCUCCUCCUCCUCCCCUCCAUAGUGUUCUUUGCUUCCCGCACCCAUAGUCUUCUUUCCUACCCCCACCCCCAUCUCUCUCCUCUAUCCCAAAGUGUAACUUCCCAGUCUUGUCUCCCGCAGUACAGUAGUUUCAGUCUCCUUUAUCCGGCAGGACUGACACGAAGUGCUCUCUCAGUGAGCACUUCCUUUCAGUCCGGCCGGGUACAGGAAAAAAGUUCCUAUACCGUGGUGCGCCCAUCUCCUGCCGGUCACUCCAAUCUAGCGCCCCCCAAGCCACUUGUGCCACCUUAUGGACGCACCGGCCCACCUCAUUAUCAGUAUUACCUGUGAUUAUCGGCCGAUACCAAUACUUUAAAAAAAAAAAAUCUGUAUAUUGGCCAAUAAUAACGGCAAAAGUGAUAAUCGGUCGAUACCUGCAUGGAAUAGCCUUCCAGCUAAAGUGGUAGAGGUUAAAACAGUGAGGGAGAUUAAGCAUGAGUGUGAUAGGCAUAAGGCAAUCCUAGAUAUAAGAUAAGGCUAGGGACUAAUGAAGGAAUUUGAAAACUGAAAAGACUAGAUGGGCCAAAUGGUUCUUAUCUGCUGUCACAUUCUAUGUUUCUAUUUAACUUUUACAUGACAGUGAAUUGAACAGUGAGACUGCAGGAGUAUGAUGUAUACACCAGAACUGCUUCAUCAAGCUUAAGUUGUAUGGUGACUAUAGUGUCCCUUUAAUAGAUCACUAGAUACAUUUCACUUAUGGUUUCAUUAUACUAAAUUGUGAGUUCUAGUUUUCAAGGAAAGUAAAACAAAGCAAUACAUGAGCACUGCGCUAUAGCACAUCGGCAAAUUCACUAUUCUCCUAACUGUAUAAACACCAUGCCAGGCAGCAAAGCUUUCAGUAACCACUUUUGUUUAUUGCUUUUGUCUACACAGCUGGUGGAACUGCAAGAUGUUCUCCAAAAACUCCAAAGUAAAAGGGCAUCCAUGUGGGAGCUCAAACUCAACCAAGUUCCUAGGGUGAGUCGCGUCAGGGUGAGACAAUGCACACAGCACCGAAAUCUCUGACUGACAGGGGAUAUAAUAAUCACCAGAUCUCAAUCUGUUUUGUUUUACAGUGUACCAUCAGAGAGCCGUGUGCUGUGAAACGAGGGGCUAGAAUUGGGAAACUCUGUGAGUGCCCCGUGAGAACCAGUUGCAAUUUCUAUUUCCUGAGAUGUCUUUAAUAUUUUGGCUCAGUUCUGGGCCGGUCUACAAAUCCCUAUAACAGCAUCUGUAAGAAUAAUUAUUUCAUCAUAUCAUGGAAACAGUAUAACUGUGCAGACUUCUUUUAAGAAAUAUAUUACAGGACAAUGUGCAGAAUGUAGGCAACAUUAGAGUUUCUCCAUUGGAAUUCCAGAAGUUGCAGAUAGGCUAGCUUUCAGCCCAGUUCUGAAAAAGUUACAACAGAUAUUAGUCAAGUUUACUGAAGAACAGAGUCUGAGUCUUACUGGAAAAUGUUCGUGACCAGCCUGGGAUAGAUUAAACACAGAUGAGUACCCCCGAGGCGGCUUUAGCAAUCUCUCACAGAAAGGGAUUAGCAGCGGCUUCAAGCAGGUGGUUCUGCUCAUUUACAGUCUCAAUCCAUGCAAGCGGGGAGAUGGUGACACACUGUUGAUCUCUUGGAAAUAAAUAACAUUUGCUGUAACUGAUAAAGAUUGAACAUAGAGGAACCUAUCUCAACAUCACAGCAGAAGGAGGAUAUAAAGGAUCUAAAAAAUGUAAAAUAAAAACUAAUGGAAUGGGUUUAUUGACCUCAGGACAGAUUUAGAACAAUGAAAAUGUUGUUGUACAAUCUACUGCUCUUUCAUCCAAUAAAUAGUUUUGUACUGAAUAAAUCAUGCUUAUCUCUUAUGCCACUGUAACUCAGUUUUCUGUGUUCGCAAUUACCACUUCAGCAGGGUUGCCUUUCCAGCAUGGCACUACUCUUCAAGCUACAUCACACUUGCUGAGGUUGUCCUACCCUUAACUCUGACUUUCACACCAUUAUAAUAACUCAUUUGACAAGCAUUGUGACGUUGGCAUCAUAUCAUUAAUGUUGUGCUCCAGUAGAUGUAAUAUAAAACAAUUAAAAUAAAAAACUAAAAACUAAAAAAAAGACGCAAAAUGAACAGAGGAAACUGUUUUAGGUUUAUUGAAUUUUUUUUUUUUUUUAAAUACUAGUCGCUUUGGUAAACUUGAAAAACAUUAACAGCUUUACCGAUACUGAAGAAAUCAGCAAGGUUUGGUUGGUGGCAGAAGAUGACAGGAGAGAUGGGGUGGCAGAGGGAUUAGCCACCAGAUAA
Messenger RNA from Pelobates cultripes (western spadefoot toad), 5209 nucleotides. The record is from the annotation of a GenBank genome assembly. Lineage: Eukaryota; Metazoa; Chordata; Amphibia; Anura; Pelobatidae.